Alligator sinensis (Chinese alligator) is the source of this 940-nucleotide messenger RNA. RefSeq names its product clathrin light chain A (gene CLTA). Gene Ontology annotation, biological process: intracellular protein transport; clathrin-dependent endocytosis; clathrin coat assembly. The transcript is spliced from 7 exons. Bases 1 to 627 code for a protein of 208 amino acids. The record is from RefSeq and is a predicted model, not a curated record. Gene Ontology annotation, cellular component: postsynaptic endocytic zone cytoplasmic component; synaptic vesicle membrane; clathrin coat of coated pit. NCBI's taxonomy places the organism in Eukaryota, Metazoa, Chordata, Crocodylia, Alligatoridae. Gene Ontology annotation, molecular function: clathrin heavy chain binding; structural molecule activity.
AUGGGGGCUGUGGCUUCCCUCCCUCCACAGCAGCAGGAACUAAGCUGGAACCAUGAAUGGGAGGAAAGAAAUAUUGAAAAACUGUUGGAAAUGAAAGAUGCAGUUGAGGGAGUGUUGAAUGGUGAACUCUACCAGGAGAGCAAUGGUCCAACAGAUUGCUAUGCUGCCAUAUCACAAGUAGAUCGACUACAGUCAGAACCAGAGAGCAUCCGUAAAUGGAGGGAGGAACAAAAAGAACGUCUAGAGCAGCUUGAUGCUAACUCUAGGAAGCAGGAAGCAGAAUGGAAAGAGAAGGCAAUAAAGGAGCUGGAGGAAUGGUAUGCAAGGCAAGAUGAACAGCUACAGAAAACAAAAGCCAACAACAGGGUGGCAGAUGAAGCUUUCUACAAACAGCCCUUCGCUGAUGUGAUUGGUUAUGUCACAAACAUAAAUCAUCCUUGCUACAGCCUAGAACAGGCAGCUGAAGAAGCCUUUGUGAAUGAUGCAGAAGACACUUCUCCAGGCACGGAGUGGGAGCGUGUGGCUCGACUCUGUGACUUUAACCCCAAGUCUAGUAAGCAGGCAAAAGAUGUGUCCCGUAUGCGCUCAGUCCUCAUUUCGCUUAAGCAGGCUCCACUGGUUCAUUGAAGGAAAAGCACAAUGGAAACACUACAAAUGCAAUAUCCUAACCUUACUCAGAGAAACUGUGUUUGCAGUAAUUGGAUUAAUUAUGUUUAAAUGUUUCUUUUUGUUUUGUUUUGUUUUUUUUUUUUUUUGUUUUGGACCAAACCUCAUGAUGUAUCUAGAGUUGAUCAUUGUUUGUGAUUGCAUGUUCUUCCUCAUCUGUUUCCUUCCUGUAUCUGAAUUGGGAAGAAGAAACCUCCAGAAUUGUAGUCUCUCUGUACUUCUGUGCAUUGAGAUCUCAUUAUCAACUGUACUGAUAUUAAAGGUCUGUUAAAGA